This is a messenger RNA of Pieris macdunnoughi, 2859 nucleotides long. The record is from the annotation of a GenBank genome assembly. Lineage: Eukaryota; Metazoa; Arthropoda; Insecta; Lepidoptera; Pieridae.
AUGAACAUCAUAAAAAUGCUAAAGCAAUAUUUAAGAACAUUACUAUUUAUGUUUACUGUUAUAUACGCGAUAGUAAUCGGCAAGACAGAUAUAUUAAACGAAUUUAUUGAAGAAAGUGCCCAAGUUGACGAGUGGCUUGAACAGAGUGAUUUGGGAGAAUAUAAAAAGUUGUUUAGAGAUUAUGGAAUCUCAACGUUGUCGGGAUGUGCGUCUCCCGAGCACUUGGACCGGCUGCCCGAGCUACCAGCUGCAGAGGAGAAACGCCUGCGCCGCGCUGCUCAGGUGCUGCAGCAGAAACUGGUGCUACGACAGUGGCUGGCCACAAGAUCACUGCAGCAUGUGUAUAGCAAAUUACUCAGCCUGGAUGUAUCCUCCUUAGAGGACGUUUACUGGCUGGAAGAUUCAAUAGCGCGUCAUGUGAUUGAUUCGAAGGAUUUCAAUGCGUGGUCUCUUGCCCGCCAAAGCCUGCCCACGGGCAAGGAAGAGCUGCAGUCGUUGAAGAACGAGCUAUGGAACACCGUGGUGAAGAGCAGCAAGCAUCAGGACGCUUGGACAUGGGGUGGUAUGUUGAUAGUAUCAGUGUCGGUCUGUGGUCUGGUGACCCUGGCUGCCAUGACGCAGCCAUCGCUGGCCCCCGAAGCCAAGCACUCUUUGCUGCAGUAUGUCACUGGAAAAUAUCUCCACCCGCCCAGUUGUAAGGUGGAGUGGGGCUGGGAGGAACCUCACCCAGUUGGCGACACAAUGUGCUUCACGGUCCACUGCUACCAAAGAAAUGGACAUCCCUAUCCGAUUUGCGAUACUGAUGACCUCACUGUACACAUCUCUCAUGGGACUAGGAAGAUAACUGCAGUGAUGGAGUUAGGUUCCGGUCAACCGUCGCUUGCGCACACCGCUCGCGUCAAAUUCACAGUACGAACGGCUGGAGUCUAUGUUAUAGCCGUUAUGAUAGGUGGUGUGGUAGCAGCAUGUGGUCCCUUUCGCAAGUGGUUCAUAGCUGGGGGCGUUGCAGCACGUCGCUCCAGAGUAGGGCGUGACCCGGCCGCACUCGUUUGCGCUGCUGGACGUCCACGGGCCUUACACGUACAUCCAAGGGACCAUUAUGACAACAUUGCGACUAUUGCCACUGAUGAUGCCAAGAGCUUUUCAAUAGAAAUAUCUCCGAUUGGUGGUGAGGUGGACAAGUCCCUAUCGUCAGCUGCCCAAUUCGAAUAUGACAGUGUGAAUCAGCGUGUGAGCGUGUCUUUAUGUUUUCCUGAGGCGGGAGUGUUCAAAGCUGCUAUUUCUUAUGAUGGGGUGUUAUUACAUAAUGGACAGUUUGACUGUAUUGUUUUAACGCCAAGCGAUGCAGCCACAGUACAACGCGCGCUGUCAUCAAAGCGAGCUACAGUUUCGUACGAGGCUCGCUUAUUAUCCCCUGGCAAGCAACGCCGGGUGCUUUGCUGUUUAAGCCCUAAGCAAUUGAUCAUAAAGGACUACAUACUUAAGAUUAUCCCUAAGAGAAUCACAUCUUUUAGGGUCUGCCCUUCCACUAAGCUAAUAGUGCGUCCCCGUGAAGAGCAUCCAUGUCCAGGGGGUGAACUGGUUCUGGAAGACGGAGUCCAACCUCCGCUAAGGCUGCAUUGUGCUGCAAGAGAUCUUCUUGCUGCUACCUUUACGCGCCUUUUGCUUGCUAACUGUGGCGGAGAGGAUACAUUUAAGAACAAACAAGAAUUCUUCUACAGCGAAAUGCGUACUGCGCAUGCACGUCACCCGCAUGAUAAGAUCUCGUUGCGCGUGCGCAGGGACGACUUAGUGCGUUCCAGUCUUAAGGCCACCAAGCAUUUUACACUUGCCGACUGGUGCAAGAAUUUCGACGUCGCUUUUCAUGGCGAACAGGGCGUGGACUGGGGUGGUGUUCGCAGGGAAUGGUUUUCACUACUGUGUGGUCAGUUGUUCGACGCAAGAUUCGGUCUUUUCGUCUCUUACAGUGAAUCAGCGACUGGUCUUGUACACCCGAAUCCGGAUAGACCACCACAUCUCAAGCUAAAACACUUUGAGCUCGCGGGCAAAGUAGUCGGCAAGUGUUUGUACGAAAGUGCCCUGGGAGGUUCUUACCGACAACUUGUGCGCGCGCGCCUGGCUCGAUCUUUUCUUGCGCAUAUUAUUGGCCUAAGGGUUCACUACAAGUACUUCGAGCAAGAUGACCCGGAACUCUAUCUUUCAAAAAUAAAAUACAUUCUGGAUGCGGAUUUGGACGUAGCGGACUCGUCUCCGGAAAUAUAUUUCUCGGAUGACGUGUACGACUCUAGCGGACGAUUGCUUGAGACAAAAGAACUUGUGCCUAAUGGAGCUUCUAUACGCGUGACAAAUAGCACAAAAAUGGCGUAUUUGGAUGCGCUGGCGCAGUGGCGCCUUGCAGGCCGAUGGCGGGCAGAGAGCGACGCCUUUCUACGCGGGCUCACUUUACUCGUACCGGAUAAUCUGCUCGCAAUAUUCGACGAAAAUGAGUUGGAGUUAUUAAUGUGUGGCACUGGCGAAGUGGAUGUGAACGAUUGGCGCGCAUAUGCCCUGGUUUCGGGAUCGGGUCGCGAGUGGGAACGGCGUUUGAACUGGCUCUGGGCUGCUCUCAGCAACUUCACCAAUGAAGAGAGAGCUAGGCUGCUCCAAUUCACCACUGGAUGCUCUCAGCUCCCGCCUAAUGGAUUUCAGGACCUAAACCCGCGGUUUCAAAUAACCGCAGCGCCUACAUUCGGUGCCUUACCCACAGCACAUACAUGUUUCAACCAGCUCUGCUUACCGGAUUAUGACUCUUACGAACAAAUGGUCCACGCACUAUUAUGGGCCAUCAAUGAAGGAGGGGAGGGAUUCGGUAUGAUAUAA